AUGUCACCAAUUAGAAAUAAAAUAAACCAAAGAUCUAAAAAACAACAAGAACUUGACCCAAAAGAUAUGCCAGAAACUGCAUUUAUUAUUUUCUUUUCUUUUAAAUAUAAAGAGGCAUUAGAUUAUGAUUUGGAAGAAGCACUUUGUAAAAACGAAAGAGAUGAAAUUUUGGAGAAAUUAUUAUUAUAUUUCCUAAAGAAUCUAAAGAAUCAAGACAAACUUAUCAAUCCAAUUUCUUUACAUAAAGAAUUAGUAAGUCAUAUUGAUAACAUUAUACGAGAAGAUAAAGGUUUUUAUACCAGAGUCAAUCCUUUAAAAAAUGUUGAAAAUUUUUAUAAAUUAUCAGUUCGUGACAAGGUUCUAAUAUUGAAGGAUAUGGUGAUUAAACAAUUUUAUGUUUCCACAAAAAUUAAAGAACUUGUCAAAAAAAAAUAUCCAAUGAGUAAAGGAAAUGAUAGUAUUCCAUUUGAUGUUGAGAAAAUAGGAUCAGAUUCCGAUGGUUCUAAAUAUUAUUAUGUUGGAAUUGGAUCUAGGAUUUAUAAAGAAUCUAUUGUAAAUGAUAAUGUUUUAUGGAGUGUCGAUACAAGUAUAGAAAAAAAUGAUUUAAAACCCAUUAAUUCUCCAAAAAGAAUAAGAAUAAAAACCGGAACCAAUAAUAAUAUUUUGCAAAAUAAAGAACCAGUAGUAAUAGCACCGGUGGUAGUAGUUGGUUCAUCUGAUAGAAAAAUUUAUAUACCUAACAGUAUUGAAUUACAAAAACUUGAAUGGUCACUCAAUCAUCGAUUUUUUCUUGAGGAGGAAGCAAAAUAUGAUGAAUCAGAAAAUACUGAUGCGGAUUUAUCAUCAUAA
Messenger RNA from Entrophospora candida, 849 nucleotides. Lineage: Eukaryota; Fungi; Glomeromycota; Glomeromycetes; Entrophosporales; Entrophosporaceae. The record is from the annotation of a GenBank genome assembly.